AUGUUGACUCUCCCCAACGUCACUGGGCUCGACCUAUGCCUUGCAUGCGUCGGAGUGUAUGUCCUUAAGCGGGUGUUCGGCAAAAAGAACCCUCCAUAUCCUCCUGGUCCUCCGGGGUGGCCUCUCAUCGGGAACGUCCUGGACAUGCCCCACAUCAAGCCCUGGCUGACCUUCGCCGAGUGGGGCAAGAAGUAUGGUGAUAUAUCGCAUAUCGAGGUUCUGGGUCAACACAUCGUGGUGGUGAACUCUCUCAAUAUUGCGAUGGAAAUGCUGGAUAACAAGAGCGCUAUCUACUCUGAACGUCCUAUCCUUCCUGUUGGUGGCGAACUUGUUGGCUGGAAGAAUGCCAUGAUUCUCCUUCCUUACGGGGACCAUUGGCGCCGGCAGCGCAAAAACUUUCACAGCGUCAUUGGCACCCGUGCCGCUGUGGCUGUAUACGACCAAGUCGAGGAGGUUGAGACUCGCCGAUUUCUCAAGCGUGUGUUCGCGACACCCGAUCAACUACAGGCACACGUCCGACACACCACUGGGGCUGUUAUUCUGCGCAUUUCUCAUGGUUACGAGGUGAAAGAGAACAUCGAUCCCUUCAUUGACCUCGCAGACCGUGCUCUGUACCAGUUGUCGGUUGUCACCGCUCCUGGUGCUUUCUUAGCUGAUGUUUUGCCAAUCUUGCUCAAGGCCCCCGAAUGGUUCCCUGGCGCUGGCUUCAAGCGUCUGGUCCGCGAAUGGCAAGACACCCUUGAAGAGAUGGUUUCUGCUCCAUAUAAAUUCGUUCUGGAUCAAAUGGCUGCUGGAAUUGCCCCGGAAUCUUUCACUUCGAAUGUGUUGGGAGGCAGUACUGGUCGUUUGUCAGCGGAAGACGAGCACAUUACUGUUGCUACCAUCAACUCGUUCUUCCUAGCUAUGACUCUAUUCCCUGACGUGCAGAAGAAGGCCCAGGCUGAAAUAGAUGCUGUCGUCGGUCCUGAUCGUCUUCCCUCCUUCGCCGAUCAAGACUCUCUUCCCUACAUCGGAGCACUUGUAAAAGAAGCCUUACGAUGGCAUCCUGUUAUCCCUGCCGGUUUUCCGCACUGUGUGUCUAAGGACGACGUCCAUGACGGGUAUUACAUUCCAAAGGGGUCCAUGGUAGUACCUAACAUUUGGUUCAUGCUCAAUGAUCCGGAGAGAUAUGCCAACCCUUCGCAAUUCAAUCCUGAUCGCUUCUUGGCUAAUGACGGAAAGGAGCCUGAGACAGAGCCUCGCACGAUCUGCUUCGGCUUUGGAAGACGUAUUUGUCCAGGCAUUCACCUGGCUGAAGCUUCGGUCUGGUUAUCUGCUGUGAUGUCCCUGGCGGUGUUCGAUAUCUCGAAGGCCGUCGAGAACGGGAUUGAGAUUACGCCUGAGGUUGAUCCAUUAUCAGGCACGAUCAGGUACCCUUCUAGCCACCUCAAACCCUUCAAGUGUUCCAUUAAGCCUCGCUCUUCGAAAGCCGUCGCGCUCAUCGAGCAGGAUGCCUACUAUUAA
Suillus bovinus is the source of this 1503-nucleotide messenger RNA. Its product is annotated as cytochrome P450. Gene Ontology annotation, molecular function: heme binding; oxidoreductase activity, acting on paired donors, with incorporation or reduction of molecular oxygen; monooxygenase activity. NCBI's taxonomy places the organism in Eukaryota, Fungi, Basidiomycota, Agaricomycetes, Boletales, Suillaceae. The transcript has 11 exons. The record is from RefSeq and is a predicted model, not a curated record. The coding region runs from base 1 to 1503 and encodes 500 amino acids.